GUGCACAAAAGACUUGUCCUUUAAAUCGUAAUGCUAUUGGGCUGUGCAAGCCGUAUGCUGACUGCAAUGUGCUAAAGGGUCAAAUCAUUUUUCCUGAUGAAAUUUGUGAGUCUGGUACGAUUUGCUGCCCUGACAAUGCUGUAGUUCCAACACUGCCUACGCCGUAUUUGAUAACCCUCCCUAUAGUGCUAACAGAGCUUACUACCAAACCUGCUAUAACUAUGCCAACAGUGCCACAUGUGCCUCCACCAGCACUCACCACAAUACUGCCUACGUUUGAUAUUGUGGAUGAACCUACUUUCACUGAUGAGUUCUACAGGCGUUUAGUAUUGACCUUUGGUAAAAAAUACAGUAUUUAUAAACAGACAAGUAAUACGAGUACGACCGAUCAACAAAGUGGUUAUACAACAGUUGAUCCAUCAACAUCAAAAGCAGCAACAAUAGCGCUAACGGAGACUUUUCCAACAACAGAGGAUCCCAGUAAAUUAUUAAAUAAAUUGCAUCUACUCG
This is a messenger RNA of Rhagoletis zephyria (snowberry fruit fly), 510 nucleotides long. RefSeq lists its product as uncharacterized. Lineage: Eukaryota; Metazoa; Arthropoda; Insecta; Diptera; Tephritidae. The record is from RefSeq and is a predicted model, not a curated record.